AGAAAAAAAAAGCGUAGCGAACCAGCCAUUGUUCGCAGCCGGCGUAGUCGCCAAGCGAACUACACAGUUCAGCAGCACCAGAACGCAGCCGCUCAGAUCCAUGAGAGCUGUGGUUCAGAGAGUCGCCUCUGCAAGCGUCGAGGUCGAUGGGCGCACCGUUUCGGAGAUCGGGCCGGGCCUUCUCGUGCUCGUCGGCGUUCAUGACUCCGACACCGAUUCCGACGCCGAAUACAUAUGCCGUAAGGUCCUGAAUAUGAGAUUGUUCCCAAAUGAGAGUACCUCCAAGGCUUGGGACUUGAAUGUAAUGCAGAAGAACUACGAGGUUCUACUAGUUAGUCAGUUUACACUCUAUGGAAUAUUGAAGGGCAAUAAGCCGGACUUUCAUGUGGCAAUGCCUCCACAAACUGCUAAGCCCUUCUAUGCUUCUGUAGUUGAGAGGUUUGGAAAAUCCUACAAACCAGAUGCCAUUAAAGAUGGAGUGUUUGGAGCAAAGAUGAAGGUCAAUUUGGUGAAUGAUGGGCCUGUCACAAUGCAGAUUGACUCCAAACCCUCCAAGUAAGGUAAUCAACUAACUUAGGAGCUUGCUUGCCUGCUGCAGGGUGUUAGGGAGGUAGUAAUAUGACAGUGAUUUUCAUUAACUUUCAUUUCUGUAAUACAGUUGAAUGAACAUUUACUCCAAGUUACAACCAUGUUAAGUAUAGCAUCAAAAAAACUACUAGAUUAUUCCUUGGAAA
Molecule: messenger RNA, 734 nt
Organism: Cucurbita moschata (crookneck pumpkin)
Lineage: Eukaryota; Viridiplantae; Streptophyta; Magnoliopsida; Cucurbitales; Cucurbitaceae
Product: D-aminoacyl-tRNA deacylase
Exons: 7
Coding region: 101-559 (152 amino acids)
Biological process (GO): tRNA metabolic process
Cellular component (GO): cytoplasm
Molecular function (GO): D-tyrosyl-tRNA(Tyr) deacylase activity
Source: RefSeq, a predicted model, not a curated record